This is a messenger RNA of Triticum dicoccoides, 2482 nucleotides long. RefSeq names its product wall-associated receptor kinase 5-like. The transcript is spliced from 3 exons. The record is from RefSeq and is a predicted model, not a curated record. The coding region runs from base 64 to 2358 and encodes 764 amino acids. Gene Ontology annotation, molecular function: calcium ion binding; protein serine/threonine kinase activity; polysaccharide binding. Gene Ontology annotation, cellular component: plasma membrane. NCBI's taxonomy places the organism in Eukaryota, Viridiplantae, Streptophyta, Magnoliopsida, Poales, Poaceae. Gene Ontology annotation, biological process: cell surface receptor signaling pathway; protein phosphorylation.
GUGUUUACUUAUUUGCAGGCGCAGACCUACUCCAAAUCAGUUUAACAUGGCCUGGUAUGCUGUAUGAUAACAUGUAACAUGAGUAAUCAGCGUCCAGCUAUGCUGGUUUUCGUAGCUAGCAUUUUACUCCCAGCAGCGGCAACGCUGGCCGGAGCCUCUUCCGGGCGCUCCGUCUCGCUGCCAGGCUGCCCCGACAAGUGCGGCGACGUGCCCAUCCCAUACCCCUUUGGCAUCGGCACGCACUGCGCCGCGACCAGCCUGAGCAGCUACUUCAACCUCACCUGCAACGGCACGAUCGAUCCACCGCGGCCAAUGGUCGGCAAUGACGAGGCAGUGGUUGAGAUCACCGACAUCUCGCUGGAGCAUGGUGAGAUGCGUGUGCUCAGCCCCGUCAACCACAUCUGCUUCACUUCGGACACCACGUUCACCAAGUUCCUCGGAGGGUAUGAGCUGCAACUCACGCCCUUCCUCCCCUCCCCGUCGCGCAACCGCUUCACGGUAAUCGGCUGCAACACGCUUGGGCUCAUCAGCGGGUACAAAGGCACCGCGAGCCAGUACGUGGCUGGCUGCUACUCCUACUGCGAGGGCGUCAAUAACACAACUGAAGGCGCGCCGUGUGCUGGGAUGGGAUGCUGCGAGGCUGCCAUCCCUGCCAACCUCACCUCCUUUGGGGUCAAGUUUGAGAUGAACCAGAGCAAGGUAUGGGGCUUCAACCCGUGCUUCUACGCCAUGGUGGCAGAGGUUGGGUGGUAUAACUUCAGGCAGCAGGACCUCAUCGGCAGACUUGGGUUCGUUGACGAUCGAGCCCAGAGAGGUGCCCCCGUUGUUGCUGACUGGGCCAUUAGGAACGCCUCAUGCCCGGAGGAGGGGAAGGACAUGCCCAAUGACUAUGCCUGCAUCAGUGUCAACAGCCAUUGUGUGGCCGCAAACAAUGGUCCAGGGUACUUAUGCCAGUGUUCCAAAGGAUAUGAAGGAAAUCCUUAUCUUUUGAACGGCUGUCAAGACACAGAUGAGUGCGCAUUGCGUAAGCAGCACACCAAGUAUGAAGAUUUGUAUCCAUGCAGAAAAGGGGUCUGCCACAACACACCAGGAAGCUACUUAUGCAAAUGCAAGAAAGGAACAAAAUCUGAUGGUACAAAUUUUGGAUGCCAGUCUAAGCAUUCUCCAGCAGACAAAAUGGUUAUUGGCCUCAGUGUUUCUGCAACGGUGGUGAUGGCCUUAGCAUGCUCGUUGAUCAUGCAAUUACAAAGGAAAAGGCACAAGAAGGAGAAAGAUGAGUAUUUCAAACAAAAUGGAGGUCUCAAGUUAUAUGAUGAGAUGAGGUCAAGGCAGGUUGACACAAUUCGUAUACUUGCUGAAAAAGAGAUAAAGAGAGCAACUGAUAACUACAAUGAAGAUCGAAUUAUUGGAUGUGGUGGGCAUGGGAUGGUCUACAGAGGAACUUUGGAUGAUCAAAAAGAGGUUGCCAUAAAAAAGUCCAAAGUAAUCAGCGAUGAUUGGCGGGAAGAAUUUGUCAAUGAGAUAAUAGUCUUGUCACAAAUCAAUCACCGAAACAUUGUGAGGUUACUAGGAUGUUGUCUGGAUGUAGAUGUCCCAAUGUUGGUCUACGAGUUCGUCCCCGGUGGUACUUUAUCUGAGUUUCUUCAUGGCGCUGGUUGUAGAUCGCCAAUCCCUUUGGAUCUUCGCCUUAAGAUUGCUACACAGUCAGCAGAAGCUCUAGCUUACUUGCAUUCUUCGACAUCUCGCACAAUCCUACAUGGGGAUGUCAAGUGUGCCAACAUUCUCUUGGAUGAUCAGCUCAACGCAAAAGUUGGCGAUUUCGGAGCAUCAGCACUUAAGUCCAUGGAUGAAAGUGAAUUCAUCAUGUUUGUUCAUGGAACACUGGGCUACCUUGAUCCAGAGAGCUUUAUCAGUCGUCAUCUCACCGACAAAAGUGAUGUAUACAGCUUCGGGGUGGUUCUUCUCGAGCUGAUGACCAGAAAGAGGGCUAUAUAUACUGACAACUUCAACGAAAAGGAAUCAUUGUCAUAUAGUUUUCCAUUGAUGUUUCAAAAGAGGAGACACCUUGUUAUGCUGGACAUUGAAAUUAUAGAUGAUGCAGUUACGGUGGUGCUUGAGAACAUGGCUGAACUUGCAGUGCAGUGCCUUAGCCCAAAGGGAGAUGACAGGCCAACGAUGAAGGAAGUUGCUGAGAGCCUACAGAUGAUGAGGAGACUCCGACUGCACUCAGCUAGUGAUCCUGAAAAUAAUCACUAUACACAUAGCUAUGGAGGAUCAUCUUCGGUUGUGGUCCCUUUGGAAGAGACAACACGUGGGACCAUCGAUAUGUCAGAACUGGUUGAAGAUCUUUCAAGAUGAUAUUUGUAAUUUUGUAUGGACAGUCAAUUCUUUUGUUUGUGAUAUGUGACAAUAUAUAUUUAACCCCCACUGUUGCAAUAGUUACACCAAUUUAUGGGGCAAGGAUCAUAAACAUUCGAUUCGA